Molecule: messenger RNA, 1813 nt
Organism: Thlaspi arvense
Lineage: Eukaryota; Viridiplantae; Streptophyta; Magnoliopsida; Brassicales; Brassicaceae
Source: the annotation of a GenBank genome assembly
UGAGCAGGGAGGCAAAAGAAAAUGGAGCACCAAUUGUGGUUCCAUGAACCUGCAAGAUGGCUUUGCUCCAGUGCUUGGUUUGGGCCCUGAUUCAAGUUGUUGCACUACCAUAGCCUUGGGUAAGGAAAUUGAGCAUGAGCCUUCAGUUCAUCUUGGUCUGUGUAACAACUACCAUAUUCAAAAUGAGAAAACAUCUAAACGAAUGAAUAUUUCUGGUGGCGCUGCCAAAGAUCAAGAAGUGGAGAAACCCAAGCUGGACCUUGAACUUAGUCUGUCAACUGUGCCUGUUGAGUCUGAUGUUACUACUGUUAUUCAAGGCUUCCCUUCACUUCACAAUUAUGUGGAGUCUACACCCAAGAAUGAUUCAAUACAACUGAUAGAUGAGGGGUCAACAUCAUCUCGAUGGAAACUAAGGCCUCUUUUGCCUCCAUUGCAGACUGCAGAAAACAUGGAGGGCAGAAUUCAUGCUACAAAUGCCCAUGGUGAUGGCACUAUCAGUCCUGUAGUAAGCACAUCAAAAAGCUUAGUUGUUUCUGCUUCUGGGGUAAUGCAGCAACAGCGGCAUAAUACUAGUGCGAAAACCUGUAAGUUCAAUGGAUGUACAAGAGGAGCACGAGGCGCUUCUGGACUUUGUAUUGCCCAUGGUGGUGGCAGGAGGUGUCAGAGAGCAGGCUGCCAGAAGGGCGCUGAAGGGAAGACAGUAUUCUGCAAGGCCCAUGGUGGUGGCAGGCGCUGCCAAUUUCUUGGUUGCACCAAGAGUGCAGAAGGUCGCACUGACUAUUGCAUUGGCCAUGGUGGUGGUAGUCGGUGCAGCCAUGAUGGCUGUACUCGCGCUGCAAGAGGCAAGUCUGGCCUGUGCAUCCGCCACGGCGGUGGCAAGAGGUGUAAGAUGGAAAAUUGCACUAAAAGUGCUGAGGGCAUUUCUGGCCUCUGCAUCUCCCAUGGUGGUGGCCGCCGCUGCCAAUACCCUGGCUGCGCAAAAGGUGCUCAAGGAAGCACAAUGCUUUGUAAAGCACAUGGUGGAGGCAAAAGGUGUACAUUUUUAGGGUGUACAAGAGGGGCAGAGGGCAGCACACCAUUCUGCAAAGGCCAUGGUGGGGGUAAAAGGUGUUCUUUCGAAGGAGGGUGCACAAAGAGUGUUCAUGGGGGAACAUUAUUUUGUGUUAAUCAUGGUGGGGGAAAGAGGUGUCAAGCACCUGAAUGCACUAAGAGCGCAAGGGGACGUACUAAUUUUUGUGUUCGUCAUGGUGGGGGCAAAAGAUGUAAAUCUGAGGGGUGCGGGAAGAGCGCUCAAGGAAGCACUGAUUUUUGCAAGGCACAUGGUGGAGGGAGACGUUGCUCUUGGGGCCAGUUAGGAUCAGAAUUUGGCGGCCUAGUUGGUGUUCUUACUUGUGAUAAAUUUGCCAGGGGAAAGUCUGGCCUAUGUGCUGCACACACUGCACAGGCGCAAGACAGGAAGACACAUGGUGGCACUUCAUCGGUUCAUGCACUACAUAGCCCAUGUUCUAGUAUGUUGGAGAUGAUGAAAGAGAAGAACCACCCCGAUGGUACUAAAACCACUGGAAAUAUCAAUUCAUCAAUUGAUUUUACGAACUAUAGGCGUCAGUUGAUUCCCUUGGAACUCCCAUCUCGGGACGUUGCUUCUGUUGGAAAUAGUUGUUUGGUUCACUUUUCACUUCCGGAAGGAAGGGUACAUGGGGGAAACCUAAUGGCAAUGCUAGGACACAGUACCAGCGUGGGUGGAAGCAGCAAUGAUCAAAUAGGCGACCCAUUGGAGCCAGGAAAGUCGUAUCCUAUGCCUCACAGCUGGGUG